This is a messenger RNA of Scomber japonicus (chub mackerel), 5726 nucleotides long. RefSeq names its product protein unc-13 homolog A-like. Lineage: Eukaryota; Metazoa; Chordata; Actinopteri; Scombriformes; Scombridae. Gene Ontology annotation, cellular component: presynaptic membrane; presynaptic active zone cytoplasmic component; terminal bouton. The transcript is spliced from 40 exons. Gene Ontology annotation, molecular function: syntaxin-1 binding; calmodulin binding; diacylglycerol binding. Bases 1 to 5571 code for a protein of 1856 amino acids. The record is from RefSeq and is a predicted model, not a curated record. Gene Ontology annotation, biological process: presynaptic dense core vesicle exocytosis; neuromuscular junction development; synaptic vesicle maturation.
AUGUCCCUGCUAUGUGUGGGAGUGAAGAAAGCCAAGCUGGAUGGACCCCAAGAGAAGUUCAACACUUAUGUGACUCUUAAGGUACAAAAUGUGAAGAGCACAACCAUCGCUGUCAGGGGCAACUUGCCCAGCUGGGAGCAAGACUUCAUGUUUGAAAUUAACCGUUUAGACCUGGGUCUGACAGUAGAGGUGUGGAACAAAGGGUUAAUCUGGGACACCAUGGUUGGCACUGUGUGGAUUCCCCUCCAUAACAUCCGACAGUCAAAUGAGGAGGGUCCAGGCGAGUGGCUCACCCUAGACUCCCAGGUCAUCAUGGCUGAUAAUGAGAUCUGUGGCACCAAAGAUCCCACCCUCCACCUGGUGCUGCUCGACACACGCUUUGAACUGCCUCUCGAUAUCCCUGAGGAUGAGGCACGGUACUGGGCCAAAAAACUGGAGCAACUCAACGCCAUGAGGGACCAAGAUGUAAGCCAUCACCCUUACUCAUAUCAGGAGGAGCAAGAACGCCCUCUUCGUGUACCAGGAACCCAGUGUUGUAACUGGAGCCUUUGGGGAGAACAACAAAAUGAUGACCCAGACAGUGCCGUGGACGACAGGGACAGCGACUAUCGAAGUGAAACCAGUAACAGCAUCCCUCCACCGUACUACAGCACAUCCCAGCCCAACGCCUCCGUUCACCAGUAUCCCAUCAGCCACCAGCACCGCAGCUCCGGAAGCUACUCUUACCCACGCUCAACCAACAACCAAGACCUCGACUACAACAAUCAGAGGACUGUCAGCCCCACAGGGAGCUAUGCGUCAUCCGCAGAGUUGAGUCGAUGCAGUAGUCAGCUGAGUGAGGAGGACUAUGGCGGUGAGUAUGGAGAGAGGGACCCUUAUGACGAAAAUGACUCCUACCACUCCUGCCACUCGUCAGUUAGCUACAGUAAAGGCUCCCCUGACUGGGAUCCUGAUGAGACUCAGGGGGCAUACAGUGAUGAAGGUGGCUACAGCAAAGAUGGAGGCGAGGAGGCAGCCCUGUAUGAGGAAGAUGACGGAGGACUGUAUGAGGGAGAAGAGGAGGGCCUCUAUGAGGAUGAAGAGAUGAUGUAUGAUGAUGAAGAUUUGUACAAUCUAGAUGGAACCCUCAGUGAAGACAUGGAGCCACCAUUCACCCCCACCCCGACGUCAACUGUCCCGCCAACUCUUGACAUACCCAGCUCCAGACCUCCACUAGAGAAACAGCCUUCCUUACACCAACAGCAGCCCCCCACUCAACCUUCAAGCCAAACGUCCAACCAGGCUCAUCCUCCUGGCAUGACCCCUGCCCCUGCAUCACAGCCCCCCACUGGUCAAAUGGCCCAACCGCCUAAACAGCCCCAACCUCAAACACAGCCUCAGCCACAGGCUGCCCCGUCUGCCACUUCCUUCUUCUCGAUGGCCAAACCUCUAACAGCUGCAGUGACAGGCUUGGCCUCUACUUUCCUCUCCUCUGUUCCCACCGGCCAGCCUGCACAGUCUCACCCCCCAGCAUCAGCUGUACCUCAACAACAGCAAUCUACUGUUGUACCACCAUCCCACCCAGCCACAAUGGCUGCCUCAGCCUCCCAGCCCCCUUCCACUGCCAUGGGUCCUUCCUCCCAACAGACCCCACCGUCUGCACAGCCUCAAUCCCAUCCCAAUGGUCCUGCUACCACACAGUCAACUGCCUCUCCAGACCAGACCCUCCAGCUAGAAGAAGAGCCUUGGCUAGAAGAGGAAAAUAUGUUGGAGAACGAGGUCAGGACUUCCCCUGCCCAGUCAGAAGAAAAGUUCCCCAUGGAGGAGGAGGAGGAACGCAUUGAAGAGAGCAGACCGCCGACGCCAAUAGAGGAAAUUGAGAUGCUGCCUGAGAGUCCUGCAGUCAUAGAGGAGCCCAAAGAGCCAGUGGAUCCAGCAGUCAGGGCCAAAGAGAAUUGGCUAAGACUCUACAACAAGGUCUUAGAACAGCUUCGGGAGGCUCGAGGAGAGACUUCCAACUCUCUGUGGUUCGGUAAAGGAGGGAUGGGAGGUGCCCUCUACAGUAUUGACAGCAUGCCGGACCUGCGCAAGAGAAAAGCCAUUCCUCUUGUCAGAGAUCUGUCUCUAGUACAGAACUCUCGAAAAGCUGGAAUCACCUCAGCCAUGGCUUCCACCACUCUUGGCAAUGAAGAACUGAAGAGUCAUGUUUAUAAGAAAACCCUGCAGGCUCUGAUCUACCCCAUCUCCUCCACAACCCCACACAACUUUGAAGUAUGGACGGCCACCACGCCCACCUACUGCUAUGAAUGUGAGGGACUGUUGUGGGGUAUCGCCCGACAAGGCAUGCGCUGCUCUGAGUGCGGUGUCAAAUGCCACGAUAAGUGCCAGGAUCUACUGAAUGCCGACUGUCUGCAGAGGGCUGCAGAGAAGAGCUCCAAGCAUGGGGCAGAGGACCGAACCCAGAACAUCAUUAUGGUCCUAAAGGACCGCAUGAAGAUCCGAGAGAGGAACAAACCAGAGAUCUUUGAGCAAAUCCAGGAAGUGUUCGCCCUUGACAAAACAACACAUGGUACACAAAUGAAACAGAUCAAGCAGAGUGUGCUAGACGGGACCUCCAAGUGGUCAGCAAAGAUCAGCAUCACUGUGGUAUGUGCCCAGGGCCUGCAGGCUAAAGACAAAACAGGAUCCAGUGACCCGUAUGUUACCGUUCAAGUGGGGAAGACCAAGAAGAGGACCAAGACCAUCUAUGGCAACCUCAAUCCAGUCUGGGAAGAGAACUUCCACUUCGAAUGCCACAACUCGUCUGAUCGCAUCAAAGUUCGUGUUUGGGACGAGGAUGACGACAUCAAGUCUCGAGUGAAACAGAGGUUCAAACGUGAGAGCGAUGACUUCCUGGGUCAAACCAUCAUCGAAGUCCGCACUCUGAGUGGGGAGAUGGACGUUUGGUACAACCUGGACAAGCGAACAGAUAAGUCUGCUGUGUCAGGAGCCAUCCGGAUGCACAUAAGUGUGGAGAUCAAAGGAGAGGAGACGGUGGCUCCUUACCAUGUCCAGUACACCUGUCUACAUGAGCAUCUGUUCCAGUACACCACUGAGGAGCAGAAUGGCGGAGUAGUAAAGAUCCCUGAUGCCAAAGGGGACGAUGCCUGGAAGGUGUAUUUUGAGGAGACAGCUCAGGAGAUAGUGGAUGAGUUUGCCAUGAGAUACGGAGUCGAGUCCAUCUACCAGGCCAUGACCCACUUUGCCUGCUUGUCAUCUAAGUACAUGUGCCCAGGAGUGCCAGCCGUGAUGAGCACCCUGCUUGCCAACAUAAACGCUUACUACGCCCACACCACGCAGUCCUCCAACAAUGUUUCUGCCUCGGACAGAUUUGCUGCAUCAAACUUUGGCAAGGAGAGGUUUGUCAAACUACUGGAUCAGCUGCACAACUCCCUGAGGAUCGAUCUGUCCAUGUACCGGAAUAAUUUCCCUGCCAGCAGUCCUGAAAGACUCCAAGACCUCAAGUCUACUGUUGACCUGCUGACAAGCAUCACAUUCUUCAGGAUGAAGGUCCAGGAGCUGCAGAGUCCCCCCAGGGCGAGCCAGGUGGUGAAGGACUGUGUAAAAGCCUGUCUCAACUCCACCUAUGAGUACAUUUUCAAUAACUGCCACGACCUCUACAACAGGGAAUACCAGACAGAUCCUGCCGUCCCUCCAGAUGAGCAGGGUCCCAGCAUCAAAAACCUGGACUUCUGGUCAAAGCUCAUCACACUCAUCGUGUCCAUCAUAGAGGAAGACAAAAACUCUUACACUCCCUGCCUUAAUCAGUUUCCCCAGGAACUGAACGUGGGCAAGAUCAGCGCUGAGGUCAUGUGGAAUAUGUUUGCACAAGAUAUGAGAUACGCCAUGGAAGAGCAUGAGAAACACCGCUUGUGUAAGAGUGCAGAUUAUAUGAACUUGCACUUCAAGGUGAAGUGGCUUUAUAAUGAGUACUGCAAGGAGCUGCCCACUUUCCAGAAGCAUGUUCCUGAAUAUCCUGCCUGGUUUGAGCCAUUUGUCGUCAUGUGGUUGGACGAAAAUGAGGAAGUGUCCAGAGAUUUUCUACAUGGAGCUCUGGAAAGGGACAAAAAAGACGGGUUCCAGGUCACAUCAGAGCACGCUUUGUUCUCCUGCUCCGUGGUGGACGUGUUCUCUCAGCUCAAUCAGAGCUUUGAAAUCAUCCGCAAACUGGAGUGUCCCGACCCUCAGAUUGUCGGCAACUACAUGAAGAGAUUCGCCAAGACCAUCGGCAAUGUCCUGCUGUCUUACGCUGACAUCAUAGCGAAAGACUUUCCAAAUCAUGUCAAGAAGGAGAAAGUGCCAUGUAUCAUCAUCAAUAACAUCCAGCAGCUGAGAGUUCAGUUGGAGAAGAUGUUUGAGGCCAUGGGAGGCAAAGAUCUCAAUGUGGAGGCAAGUGACUUCCUGAAGGAGCUGCAGAACAAACUCAACAACGUCAUGGACGACCUCAGCCACAUCUUCGCUGUCAGUUUCCAGCCCCAGAUUCUGGACAAUGUGAGGCAGAUGGGGGACAUCCUGGCCCAGGUCAAAGGUCAGACAGUACCGGCCAAUGGCAGCGUGGUUCAGGAGGCGGACAAUGUGCUGCAGCCCAUCAUGGACUUUUUGGACAGCAACCUGUCGCUGUUUGCUAAGAUCUGUGAGAAGACAGUUCUGAAGAGAGUACUGAAGGAGCUCUGGAAACUGGUGAUGAACACAAUGGAGAAAACAAUUGUGCUUCCUACACUAACAGACCAGACGGGCACCCAGAUGAUCUUCAAUGCUGCUAAGGAUUUAGGCCAGCUUUCCAAGCUCAAGGAGCACAUGGGCCGAGAAGAGGCCAAAGCCCUGACUCCUAAACAGUGUGCAGUAAUAGAGCUGGCACUGGACACUAUUAAGCAAUACUUCCAUGCCGGCGGUGUGGGGCUGAAGAAAACAUUCUUGGAAAAGAGUCCAGACCUGCAGUCUCUACGCUACGCCUUGUCUCUGUACACGCAGGCCACAGACAAACUCAUCAGGAAGUUUGUCCUCUCACAGAGUGCUCAGGCAUCUGGAGUGGAUGCAGUUGGUGAGGUGAUCAUGAACGUUGACAUCUUACCCCAGCCUAAUGGAGAACACAAGAUCAGUGUCAAAGUGGUGGCAGCCAAUGACCUUAAAUGGAAGGCGCAGGGUUUCCGGCCCUUCGUGGAAGUCUACAUCAUCGGUCCUCACCUCAGUGACAAGAAGAGGAAAUUUGCAACCAAGUCCAAGAACAACACCUGGUCACCUAAGUUCAGCGAGAGCUUCCAGUACUCCCUGGGUACUGAGGUUGGUCCAGAGAGCUACGAGCUGCAGGUGUGUGUGAAGGACUACUGCUUUGCCAGGGAGGACCGCACCGUGGGCAUGGCCGUGCUGCAGGUGAAGGACAUGGCCAACAAGGGCAGCGUCAGCUGCUGGAUGCCACUGGGCAGGCGUGUCCACAUGGACGAGACGGGCCUGACAGUGCUGCGCAUCCUCUCUCAGCGCAACAACGACGAUGUGGCAAAAGAGUUCGUCAAGCUCAAGUCAGACCAGCGUUCAGCAGAGGAGGGUCGCAGCUGAGGGAACGAGGAAGAGGAGCGCACAUGUGCACAAACACACCAGAGACGUACCUGAUAGACAUAGUAUUAUGCACACAUAUAGUACUCACCCUUUCAUAGAUAGACAACCAUGUGCAGUACACAAGCACACACAUGAAAAUGCUCUAUUGUACAUAU